Messenger RNA from Leguminivora glycinivorella, 1077 nucleotides. Its product is annotated as N-acetylneuraminate lyase-like. Lineage: Eukaryota; Metazoa; Arthropoda; Insecta; Lepidoptera; Tortricidae. Gene Ontology annotation, molecular function: N-acetylneuraminate lyase activity; 4-hydroxy-tetrahydrodipicolinate synthase activity. The transcript is spliced from 7 exons. Gene Ontology annotation, biological process: N-acetylneuraminate catabolic process. The record is from RefSeq and is a predicted model, not a curated record. The coding region runs from base 90 to 1001 and encodes 303 amino acids.
UUUGUGCGUCUAUUUAGCUCACCCAGUUCAGUUGAGGCAGAGCAUUGUCGCGGUUUGGUUACUUCGUCAAUAUUAUUUCAAGAAUUAAAAUGGUCGUGUUCAAUGCUCGCGGUCUUAUGCCGCCUGUUUUCACGCCCCUGAACGAUGACCUCACCAUCAACUACGCUGCGAUACCCCCCUAUGCGCAGUUCCUUCAGAAAGCCGGCAUCAAGUCGGUCUUAGUGGGUGGCACUACCGGUGAGCACCAGUCCUUAAGUGUGGCCGACAGGAAGAAGGUGAUAGAUUCAUGGGUUGCCGUCGCCAAAACUACUGGUCUACACAUCCAAGUGCAAGUCGGCGGUGCGCCUUUGGCUGAUGUUCAGGAGUUGGCCAGAUACUGCCAGUCAGUCGGCGCAGACUCCCUGCUGACCCUUCCGGAGUUGUACUUCAAACCAAAGAAUGUGGACGAGUUGGUCUCCUAUGUGGAACUGGUCGCUCAGGCGGCACCGAAACUGCCCGUGCUGUACUAUCACAUUCCCUUCAUGAGCAGAGUUGAAGUAAACAUGCCAGCGUUCGUAGCAAAAGCGACGGCUCGCAUCCCCAACUUCAAGGGCAUUAAGUUCACAUCGAACGAUUUGAGCGAGGGCGCGCAAGUUUUGAGGGCUCUGAAGGAUGGCCAAGAAAUUUUCUUGGGAGCGGAUACUCUACUGGCUCCAGCAGCAUUGCUCGGUAUUAAGUCCGGCAUUGGUACCACCUUCAACAUGUUCCCGAAACUGGCUCAAGAUAUCCUGGCUGCCGUAGAAGCCAACGAUAUUGCAAAAGCAAGAGCGCUGCAGGAAACCCUCAGUCUUGCUGUCGAGGCACAUACUGCAGAAGGUGACUGGGUGCCAAUAAUGAAAGCUGGCAUGGAAAUCGUAACUGGCAUCAAAGUUGGCCCGCCGUCGCUGCCGCAACGUCCCAUCUCUGCCGAGGCGAGAAAACGGAUCGAGGAUAAACUCAGGAACCUUAAACUAGUCAAGUAGAAUUAAGAAAUGGAAGAGAGAAGAACAGAAAUAAUCGAAUCAUGGAAACGCAAACAAUAAAUUAAUACAAAUUGGU